AUGGCCGGGGGUUUUGCCGUCUCCAAGUCCGGCGCCGACCGCCGGGAGUUCAAGGGCAAGAUCACCUGGUACGUCUGGAUUUGCGGCAUCAUCGCCGCCACCAGCGGCCUCAUGUUCGGCUACGACAUCGGCAUCUCCGGUGGAGUGACGGCCAUGGACGACUUCCUGCUGCUCUUCUUCCCAUCCGUGUACGCGCGGAAGCACCGCACCAAGGAAAACAACUACUGCAAGUUCGACGACCAGCGUCUCCAGCUCUUCACCUCCUCGCUCUACCUGGCGGCGCUGGUGGCCAGCUUCGCGGCGUCGCGCGCGUGCACGCGGUUCGGCCGCAAGCGCACCAUGCAGGCCGCCUCCGUCUUCUUCCUGGGCGGCACGGCGCUCUGCGCCUUCGCCACCAACCUCGCCAUGCUCAUCGUGGGCCGCGUCUGCCUCGGCGUCGGCGUGGGGUUCGGCAACCAGGCGGCGCCGCUGUUCCUGUCGGAGAUCGCGCCGGCGCACAUCCGCGGCGCGCUCAACAUCCUCUUCCAGCUCAACGUCACCAUCGGGAUCCUCCUCGCCAGCAUCGUCAACUACUUCGCGUCGCGCGUCCACCCGCUCGGGUGGCGGUACGCGCUGGGUGGCGCCGCCGUCCCCGCCGCGGCGCUGUUCCUGGGAUCGCUCGUCAUCACCGAGACCCCCACCAGCCUCGUGGAGCGCGGGCGGGACGACGCCGGGCGCCGGACGCUGGAGAAGAUCCGCGGCACCGCCGACGUGGACGCCGAGUUCGAGGAGAUCCGGGCGGCGUGCGACCUGGCGCGCGCGCUCAGCGAGGAGGAGAAGCCCUACCGCCGGCUGAUGCGGCCCGAGAGCCGCCCGCCGCUGGUGAUCGCCGUCGCCAUGCAGGUGUUCCAGCAGUUCACGGGCAUCAACGCCAUCAUGUUCUACGCGCCGGUGUUGUUCCAGACCAUGGGCUUGGGGACAGACAGCUCCCUGCUGUCGUCCGUCGUGACCGGCGGCGUCAACGUGGUGUCCACCGUCGUCUCCAUCAUCCUCGUCGACAAGGUCGGCCGGCGGAAGCUCCUCCUGGAGGCGUGCGUGCAGAUGCUUGUGGCGCAGACGGCCGUGGGCGGGAUCAUGCUGGUGCACGUGCGCGCCGACAACGAGCCGAGCCGGUCGUGGGCGGUGGCCAUCGUGGUGCUCAUCUGCGUCUACGUGUCCAGCUUCGCCUGGUCGUGGGGCCCCCUGGGCUGGCUCAUCCCGUCGGAGACGUUCCCGCUGGAGACGCGCACGGCGGGGUUCUCGUUCGCCGUCAGCUCCAACAUGCUCUUCACCUUCCUCAUCGCUCAGGCGUUCCUGUCCAUGAUGUGCUCCAUGCACGCCUUCAUCUUCUUCUUCUUCGCCGUGUGGAUCGUUGCCAUGGCCACGUUCGUGCUCGCACUCCUGCCGGAGACCAAGGGCGUGCCCAUCGACGAGAUGGUGGACAGGGUCUGGCGCCGCCACUGGUUCUGGAAGAGGUGCUUCGCCAACGCUGACGAGGCCAGGGUCAACGACAACUGCUAG
Messenger RNA from Miscanthus lutarioriparius, 1539 nucleotides. The record is from the annotation of a GenBank genome assembly. NCBI's taxonomy places the organism in Eukaryota, Viridiplantae, Streptophyta, Magnoliopsida, Poales, Poaceae.